AAUUGGAACCACCUUUCUCUGGAGAAUCUUUUCCUGUCGAUCGAGUAUCUGGAUCGGUCUUUCUUCAAAAGUCAGGAAGUCGAUUCGUGACCGGGAAUUGAUUAAGACGCUUGUGAAUUGGUUAUCUUGCUUAAGUAAGUUAAGUUGCAGGUCUGGGGAGUGAGGAUUGUCUCUUGGAGAAAUAAAUCGUUAGGAUACAGAAGUCUUGGUAAGAACUUCUAAUAAAGUUUAAAGAAUAUUUGGUUUUAUGAGGCGAUUUUGUUCUCAAGUUGUAAUAAGUUGAUUUAAUUUUUCGUUCUUAUCCGCUGCUAAGAAUUUCUUAUAUCUAGUAGUUCAUAAUAACACUAAUAAAACUCGAUCCGCAAGCUUCCCUUAAUUUCAAAUCCGUUUUUAACUGCCUUCUAACAUCCUGGUUUGACUCGGACGAUAUACACUUGUUUUUAAAAGGUCAUCUUCUCUUUUCGUACGAUCCGAGUUAUUCCGAGAUGUUGCAAUUAGUAUCAGAGCGAGAGUUUUAUUUAGUGUUAUUUAUCUAAAUUGAUAGACUAACGCAAAAAAAAUGAUGACGAGAGUAAAGGGGUAGACAUUAAGGGGAUAUGAUGUGUUUUGCUUGGUGUCUUUAAGCAUGAUGUUAUGGAUAUUUUUAUUAUGUGCUUGUUAGAUAUUUUGUUGAUGAAUUAUGAUAUUAUUUGAGCUUGGAAAUUAAUUGUUCCUUGGCUCUUUCUUUCAUUCGUGAGUCAUGGAUUACGAGCUUUUUUUUUAUUUGUCAUGGAUAAAGGAAAAAGACCUGCUGAAGGGGAAAGUAGUACCCUAGAAGAACCAUGGAGAGCCUUAGUAAAUAUACCAGUCUGGGCAGAGAUAGAAACAUUAAAAAUUUGGGACAAGAAAGAAGGAGAGAGUGAGCUAGAUUAUAAGCGCAGGAUGGAGAUGAUCUAUAAAAAGUCUCAACAAGUUUAUGAGGGAAUAAUAGAUGAGGGAAUUGCUGAGUUGAUUGAGAGAAUUGCUCAAUUGGAGCGAGAGUUUGAUAGAUGGGAUAGAGGAAUAGAUGUUGUAGACAAUGAGAGAUGUAAGAAUGCUGAGGCUAGUGGGGCAAGAGCUGAGAUUGUUGAGGAGGAUGUUCUAGUGGUCGACCCUAACUCAGUUCUGCAGAUAGAUUUUGAUAAGGAGGAUCCUGAGGAGGAUCUAGGAGAAGAUCCCGAGGAAGUCCUCGAAGAAGGUCUGGAGGAAAAUACUUGGGGAAAUUCCGAGGAGGAGGCUGAAGAGUUUUAUGAGGAUAGUGCGGAAGGGGGAUAUAAUGCUGAUAUGGAGGUAGAAGCAGCUGAUAGGGAAGAUAAUAUAAGCGAGAGUGAUAGUGAUAUUACAAUGUGGGAAGAAAUAUUACCCGAACCAGAAAUUGUUGAGCUUUCAUAUUCUAAGGAACAACUAGAUAUGAGUGACUCCCUACCCAUAGAGACACCCACUGAUUCUGAUAGCACAUCCAGUGACGACUCCGGGGAUGCUAAUUUUGACCCUGACUUAUAUGAGGAAGAUCGGGACCGUAUGGAUGCAUCGCCUUUUACUAUAUGAUCUUGCUUUUGAUUGUACUAUUUAUGCUUAUGAUUUUAUAUGACUAUUUUCACGCUAAUAAUGAUGUACGGAUAUUCUGUCGAGAAGUUUCUUCUAUUUUGUUUUGACAAUAUGGUUACGAAGAACGGUGAUUAUUUGGGAUUUUGUACCCAAGUAUUUUGGAAUUUAAUAAUAUGUUAUGGCAGAGUAUGCGGGUUGAAUUAUAAUAUCAUCUUGAUUUUCUGUUUAAUUAUUUAUAACCUCUUCUCAUUAGCUGAAUUUGUAAAGUUUGAUAUAUUAUGAUACUGAAAUUUUGUGAAUAUUGAGCAUUAGUAUAAUUAAUUAACAUAAUUCGUUUUUUUUUAUUUGGCGGAAGCUUAGGAGCCGAUUAACAGG
Amaranthus tricolor (Joseph's coat) is the source of this 1941-nucleotide messenger RNA. RefSeq lists its product as uncharacterized. Lineage: Eukaryota; Viridiplantae; Streptophyta; Magnoliopsida; Caryophyllales; Amaranthaceae. The transcript is spliced from 3 exons. Bases 769 to 1566 code for a protein of 265 amino acids. The record is from RefSeq and is a predicted model, not a curated record.